CUCGGGUCACGCGCGCAUGGAGGACGGAAUACCAGUGUUAUACAUAGCAACAGCAUGAACGCUGCAGCAAAUGACAGAAAUCAAGUGCUGGUUGUUUUGCUAAUUUUUGCCUCGUCGUUUUCGUGAGCUGUUUGGUGAACGGGGACUGAAACAAGUUGGACAAGUAGUUUACUGAAGAAAACAUCUGCCCAGCUGUGCUGAAUUAAUUUCCCCUUAAAGCCGCAAGCAGCAUGGGGCAAACUCUGGCAAGGGCUGCCCAGUGGACCUCCGUCAGCGAGGGCGGGGAGGGCAAGUUGGAAUUUAACAAGGCUAACGAACUCCUGCUGAACAGCUUCAUCCGGUUUGUGGAGGCGUUCCCCUCCAAGCAUCCACAAGAGGCAGCCCUUGUCUUCAAGACGCCCUUGGUGUGGAAGACGGUCUUGGACACUUCCGAGUUUAGUGGGGACUAUGAACGAAGUGAUGAUGGGCUCCGUUCCAAGGCCAGAGACAAGCAUGACCAGCCCCUCCUGUUUGUGGAGAAACUGGGCGAGCUGAACCAUAAAGUCCACGUAUCUACACUGGGAGAGCUGAGCAAUCUGCUCAAGGCAGCGGGCAACAAGAAGAUGCAAGAAGCCAGAGCCAUCUUGGAAGCCAACCGAGACCCAGUAGCCAAGAUCCUCGGAGACGGCUUUGCCACGGUGGAAGGGGAAGACAACUCCACCCUGCGCUUGCUGGAUCAGGCCAGCAAGGAGUCAGGAGACCAGUCCGCCGAGGAGAACCAGACCAAGCUACGCCUUCUGCUGCUGACCCAACAGUUUGACAUGGAGCUCAUGAGGAACAGUAUCAAGGAACUAUCCCAAGAAAUCCGCUUGACGCCUCAGCUGGUCAACAACGAGAUCCACCUGCUGCAGUCCUUUGCUGGUACGGACGGCGGCUGUGCCUUGGAGAGCAUCCAGCAUGUCUUGGAGUAUGAGUUUGACAACGGCUGCCACGCCCCACCCUGGAGGCAGGUCAACGGUGAUAUCUGCUACCUGGUGGUCAAGCCGCUGGACGGAGAUGAGAUGUCGGUCACUGCUAACACCAGCGGAUGCUACGUCAACAAGGGAGUUACCAGCAACAUGGAUGAUUCUAACUUUGACCGGGAGGGGGAGACCUACAAGGAUCUGGUCAGCCUCCUGUCUGCCAAGAGCCGCAAAUUCCAAGACAUGAUCAACAGCAAGGAGUUUGCCCUGCACGAGGAAAAGAAGACAGAACAGCUCAACGCUUACGAGGAUGCCAACGCGGAUGACGAGCCAGACAGACCCAUGGAGAGGGAGAAGACUAAGGAGGAGAAAGAAGAGAAGGUCAUCAAGGAAAAGACCAGGAAAUCCAAGAAGAAGACAUCCCCCAGCAAGAAGAUGCAGCCCACACUGAACUGGAAGAAUGAGGAGAACAAAGGCAAGCAAGAGAAGGUUGAUAAACCAGAGAAGAAAGUAUCCAGGCAAGCAAGCGAUCGUAAGACCAAGACCCCUGCCCUUGAGGAGGAAUACUCAGAGAGUUCCUCGGAGAGUGAAGAGGAGGAGGAAUCAACUGACAGACGGCAGGAGCAGAACUCAGACUUACCGUCAGAGUACUGGCAGAUUCAGAAACUGGUCAAAUACCUCAAGGGAGGCAACCAGACGGCCACAGUGAUUGCCCUGUGUGCCAUGAGAGACUUCAACCUGUCUCAAGAGACCUGCCAGCUGGCUAUCAGGGACGUCGGGGGACUAGACGUCCUUAUUAACCUGCUGGAGACUAAUGCCAUCAAGUGCAAGAUUGGCUCGCUGAAGAUCCUGAAGGAGAUAUCGCGGAACACCCAGAUCCGUAAGGCCAUCGCAGACCUGGGAGGCCUACAGACCAUGGUGGACAUCCUGCAGGCCUCCGACAAGGACCUCAAGUGUCUGUCGGCUGAGACUAUCGCCAACGUGGCCAAGUUCAGGAGGGCUCGUCGCACAGUCAGGCAGCACGGAGGCAUCAGGAAGCUGGUUGCCCUGUUGGACUGCGCCCCCAUUGGUUCCGUCCCAGUCACCCCGGAGUCGGAGAAGGACGUUGAAGUAGCCAAGUGUGGCGCCCUCGCUCUGUGGAGUUGCAGCAAGAGCACCAAGAACAAGCAGGCCAUCCGCAAGGCCGGCGGGAUCCCCCUGCUGGCACGGCUGCUCAAGGCACGGCACGAGGACAUGCUUAUUCCGGUUGUGGGCACACUGCAAGAGUGCUCAUCUGAGCAUAGCUACCGCCUCGCCAUCCGCACCGAGGGCAUGAUCGAAGACCUGGUCAAGAACCUGCACAGCGAGAACCAAGAGCUGCAGAUGCACUGUGCCAGCGCCAUCUUCAAAUGCGCCGAGGAGAAGGAAACGCGGGACCUGGUGCGUCUGUACGGCGGGCUGGACCCCAUGGUGGCGCUGCUCAAUAAGUCCGACAACAAGGAGCUGUUGGCAGCUGCUACCGGAGCUAUCUGGAAGUGUGCCAUGAGCCCUGAGAACGUGUCACGCUUCCAGGAGCUGAAGGCCAUUGAGCUGCUGGUGGGCUUGCUCAAUGAACAGCCAGAGGAGGUUUUGGUCAAUGUGGUAGGAGCAUUGGGUGAGUGCGCAGCCCAGGAACCGUCCAAUCGCAUGGCCAUCCGUAAAGCCGGUGGCAUCCCUCCACUGGUGAACCUACUGACGGGUACCAACCAAGCCCUGCUGGUCAAUGUCACAAAGGCGGUGGGUGCCUGCGCUACGGAGGCUGACAAUAUGGGCAUCAUUGACAGACUGGAUGGUGUGCGUCUUCUCUGGUCUUUACUCAAGAACCAGAACCAGCAAGUUCAGGCCAGCGCCGCCUGGGCCAUCUGCCCGUGUAUUGAAAACGCAAAGGAUGCGGGUGAGAUGGUGCGUUCCUUUGUGGGCGGUCUGGAGCUCAUCGUCAGCUUGCUCAAGUCAGAUGACAGGGAGGUGCUAGCCAGUGUCUGUGCUGCCAUCGCAAACAUUGCUAAGGAUGAGGAGAAUUUGGCCGUCAUUACUGAUCACGGCGUGGUGCCCAUGCUGGCCAAACUAGCCACUACUACCGAUGACAAGCUUAGACGUCACCUAGCCGAUGCCAUUGCCCGCUGCUGCAUGUGGGGCAACAACCGCGUGGCGUUUGGUCAGAAUGGUGCCGUAGCGCCGCUGGUCAAGUACCUCAAGUCACCAGACAUCAACGUGCAUCGGGCUACAGCCACCGCACUCUUCCAACUGUCCAGGGAUCCUAAUAAUUGUAUCACUAUGCAUGACAGCGGCGUAGUCAAGCCGUUGAUCGACAUGGUGGGCUCUGAGGACUUUGCCUUACAAGAAGCGGCAGCCGGCUGCAUUGGUAACAUCAGACUACUGGCACUGGCCAAUGAGAAGGCUCGAUAUAAAUAGACAAAAACACAAACAGAAAUCCGCGGUGUGCAUUGGGUCAUUCCACAGAGAAACGCUUCUCAUUUAUUAUUUGAUAUUCUCGUCACGCCGCAUUGUUUAACUGCUGGAUCUUGCAAAGCCAUGAACUGUGGGGUAUCGUCGCAUUUAGAAGCAGAAAAUUCAACUUCAAGGCUCUUGUUACAUAGGUCGUAAACAUAUGUUAUUUAUACAUGCAUCUAAAGCCUAGUUUCCAUAUCAACGUAAGAAAAGCAAAGAGAAACGCCAACAUGACCAAACUGCAACGCAGACAUAUGGAAACAUUUCAUUCGGAAGUGUCGCCGACAACUAAGACGGACGUAAACUACCUCGAAGACGAUCGGCAAAAUUGAACACGGUUCAACUUUGCCGACAGUUCCACGCACUGUCUGUGUAGUCUGCAUAAGCUGAACAUCAAUAUGGAAACCAGGCUUAACACUGAAUGGCAUUUUCACAAAGUGUGUAUAUUCAUUUUAUAUUUUCUAAGGAUUUUGUGUUUUACUGGAUUAACACAUUUAAAUAUUAAUUUGGUCUCUUCCAUAUUUUGAGCAGAGCCAUAAGGUUUGAGUUCUGCUUGAAAUAGUUUUUGGUGUUACAGCCAAUGAAUUCCCCACAAAACUUUUGAAAAAGAAAUUUACCACCAAAAAUACGACUGUCUGUACCAUAUGGCUUAUAAUGUGGGCUUUUUCUUCAAGAAAAUUUGUAGUUUGAACAGCAAAAAGGCAUACAAAAAAAUACUUGAAAAUACAAAAUGACAGCAUUGGUAAUGGUAGAAUUUUGUGGUUAGUUUUGACAAUAUUUUUGUUUACCUUGGUCUUUGAGCUUCAAUUGUGGAAGUACCUUUCAGUCAUCCAGUUGUAAAUAAUUUUUGAAUAAAACAAAUUUCCAUGUCAGGACACAAAAUUUAGACAUUAAAUGGGUUAUAUAGUCUUAUCUUCAAUAAGGAAUUUGUAAAUAAUUGACAUGGUUUGUAAAUGAAUGCAGUGUUAGUUUUUAAUCACCUUGAAAAUCAAAAUCUAUGUUUUCCACAAGAUUUGUUAUAGAUUUAUAUUAAUUCUUUUAAAAUUUCCUUUACUUGUAUUCCGUCCAUUCAAAUAUAAAAGACAAAGCAGGGAUUUGCUUUAGUCGUGCCUUGUUAUAAUUUGGAAUAAAAUGCUGUAUUUCCAAUAAAGACUUUGUGUUGGUACAAUCUGAGAAA
Messenger RNA from Patiria miniata (bat star), 4584 nucleotides. RefSeq names its product armadillo repeat-containing protein 4-like (gene armc4). The coding region runs from base 231 to 3371 and encodes 1046 amino acids. Lineage: Eukaryota; Metazoa; Echinodermata; Asteroidea; Valvatida; Asterinidae. The record is from RefSeq and is a predicted model, not a curated record. Gene Ontology annotation, molecular function: protein binding. The transcript is spliced from 17 exons.